AUGCAGCAAUGGGCAAUCCGUUGCCUGCAGUUUCAUUGUCGGGAUGCGCCAGGUCAUGCAGAUCUGUUUGCCAGGCAGUAUUUAAACCUCGUGGUGGAUGUCAACGACCCGGAGACGUACGCAUUGUUGCGCAACGUCAACCGCGACGAGCCCGUCAGAAGAUUGCGGAAGGAGCUCUUCCGAGCUCAGCAAUGGGUCAAGUACACGACCGAAGACUACAGUGCGGCGGACACGGAGUACGACCGGGUCAGACGAGCACUUGACGAGGAGGACUCUCAGUUCCUUCUGCUGUCGAGGUUUGACGGUCGCGUCCCCACUGCGUCCGUGCGCACUGCCCGCCGCAACCUCCAAGCAAUCGUCGAUGCAUUAGACGAUCUUUUGGCGCUGGUGCCCACGGCUGACCAAGAGGCAGCAAAGACUGUGGCGGAGAGCAGGGUGAUUCCAACAGCCAAGCUGCCCCUUCGUGCUCGGAAGCCGCAGAAUGCCACCAACGCCACAAGUGCUGCUGCCCCAAAUGAAAGCAAAGAAAAGGACGACGACAAGAGCACCCCCAGCAACAGUGUGAACCUGGGCAAUGCAUCGUCCAUCCCGUUUGGAAGCAUGGCAAUGGAUACGAGAUCUGAUUGA
This is a messenger RNA of Symbiodinium sp. CCMP2592, 627 nucleotides long. The record is from the annotation of a GenBank genome assembly. NCBI's taxonomy places the organism in Eukaryota, Dinophyceae, Suessiales, Symbiodiniaceae.